Messenger RNA from Conger conger (European conger), 6968 nucleotides. RefSeq names its product regulating synaptic membrane exocytosis protein 4-like. The record is from RefSeq and is a predicted model, not a curated record. NCBI's taxonomy places the organism in Eukaryota, Metazoa, Chordata, Actinopteri, Anguilliformes, Congridae. Gene Ontology annotation, biological process: calcium ion-regulated exocytosis of neurotransmitter; positive regulation of synaptic transmission; regulation of synaptic plasticity. The transcript has 31 exons. Bases 1 to 4521 code for a protein of 1506 amino acids. Gene Ontology annotation, cellular component: cytoskeleton of presynaptic active zone; presynaptic membrane. Gene Ontology annotation, molecular function: transmembrane transporter binding; small GTPase binding.
AUGUCUGCUCCGCUUGGGCCCCGGGGCGGCCCGGCCGCUCCUCCUGCGGCUGCUCUCGCAGAGAUGCCGGACCUCAGCCACCUUACUGAGGAGGAGAGAAAGAUCAUCCUCGCAGUCAUGGACCGACAGAAGAAGGAAGAUGAAAAGGAACAGUCAAUGUUAAAGGACAAAGAAGAACAAAAGCCUCAGCCAGCACAGUGGUUUCCCUUUAGCGGGAUCACUGAGCUGGUUAAUAACGUUCUACAGCCCCAGCAAAAAUCCCAAAAUGAGAAGGAGCCUGAUACGAAAUUGCACCAGCAGUUUGAAAUGUACAAGGACCAGGUGAAGAAGAUUGGAGAAGAAGCACAGCUGACACAAGAGCAAAAAGGAGACACUCCCACCUGUGGGAUCUGCCACAAGACCAAGUUUGCCGAUGGCUGUGGCCAUAUCUGUUCAUAUUGCCAAACUAAAUUCUGUGCACGAUGCGGAGGUCGUGUGGCUCUGCGGUCAAAUAAGGAGGACAAAGUGGUAAUGUGGGUAUGCAAUUUGUGCCGAAAACAACAAGAAAUCCUCACCAAGUCGGGCGCCUGGUUCUACAGCGGGCCCAACUCCUCCCAGCAGCCUGGCAGCGCUGACGGUGCCCGGGGCCGCCGGCAUGAAGAGGCCCCCCAGGAGAAGAGGGCCAAACUACAGGGCCCGUCCCCCGACCCGUCCGACAAAAGCAGACCUUACGGACUCCCGCGGCAGGAAUCCCUCAGAAACGGUUCAGGGCUGAGGCAUUCAGGUCCAGGAGACGGGCCUGACAGAAAAAGAAGCCCGUCGGCAUCCAGGGAUCCAAACCAAAAAUACGACCAAAGGGAGGAGAGGGGCGACCGCUCGCAGUAUGCCCUGUCGGACGGCGGGAUGCCCCGGUCUCCGUCGGACUACGGGGGCCGGGAGCCUCGGCGGGCCGGGCGGGGGUCGCGCGCGUACGAGGACGCGGACGCGGCCCGGGGGGAGUACCAGUUGCGGCGGGGUCGCUGGCGCUCUCAGGAGUACCCCCCGGACGAGGAGCCGGGCCCCCCGCUGAGCGAGUGCGAGCUGCAGCGGCGCAGAGAGGAGGAGUACCAGGCUCGCUACCGCAGCGACCCCAACCUGGCCCGCUACCCGGUCAAACCCCAGCCCUACGAGGAGCAGAUGCGCAUUCACGCCGAGGUGUCGCGGGCGCGGCACGAGCGUCGCCAUAGCGACGUGUCGCUGGCCUACACCGAGCUGGACGAGCCGCAGGGGCCCGGGGCGAGGGCCGAGGGCCAGCGCUCCUACUCGGUGGACAGGACUUCCCCCGGCCACCGGUCCAACAACAGCCCGCCGACCCCGCGCCGGAGCCCCGUGCUGGGGGAGAGGGCGGGGCCCGCGCGCGUGCAGCAGCACCACCUGGACCCCAGCUCGGCCGUGCGGAAGACCAAGCGGGAGAAGAUGGAGACCAUGCUGCGGAACGACUCGCUCAGCUCCGACCAGUCCGAGUCGGUGCGGCCGCCCCCGCCCAAGCCCCACAAGAGCAAAAAGCUGGGCAAGAUGCGGCAGCUGUCCUUCAGCAGCUCGGAGGAGGAGCUGGCCACCACGCCCGAGUACACCAGCUGUGAGGAUGUGGAGAUCGAGAGUGAGUCUGUCAGCGAGAAAGCAGAUAUGGACGGGCACUGGUGGGACCACACGUCGUGGCACAGCAGCGAGGCCUCCCCAAUGUCUUUGCAUCCUGUGACAUGGCAGCCAUCCAAAGACGGAGAGCGUUUGAUCGGGCGGAUUCUGCUAAACAAGCGGAUGAAAGACGGAAGCGUUCCUCGAGACACGGGCGCACUGCUGGGACUGAAGGUGGUUGGAGGAAAGAUGACAGAAUCUGGUAGACUUUGUGCUUUCAUCACGAAAGUGAAGAAAGGAAGUCUAGCAGAUACUGUUGGCCACCUCCGACCAGGUGAUCAGGUACUGGAGUGGAAUGGCAGGCAUUUACAAGGAGCCACAUUUAAAGAAGUUUACAAUAUUAUUCUCGAAUCUAAGCCUGAACCCCAGGUUGAGCUGGUGGUUUCGCGACCCAUUGGGGAUGUUCCCAGAAUACCAGACAGCACACAUGCACAACUGGAAUCCAGCUCAAGUUCCUUUGAGUCCCAGAAAAUGGAGCGCCCCUCUAUCUCUGUUACUUCUCCCAUGAGCCCCGGCAUGCUGAGGGACGCCCCCCAGUACCUGUCUGGACAGCUCUCAGUAAAACUCUGGUAUGACAAAGUGGGUCAUCAGCUCAUCGUCACAAUCCUGGGAGCAAAAGACCUACCCUCCAGGGAAGACGGACGGCCCAGGAACCCCUACGUAAAAAUCUACUUUCUCCCCGACAGAAGUGACAAAAGCAAGAGAAGGACAAAAACGGUAAAGAAAUCUUUAGAGCCCAAAUGGAACCAGACCUUCAUGUACUCGCCCGUGCACCGGCGGGAGUUCCGCGAGCGCAUGCUGGAGAUCACCCUGUGGGACCAGGCGCGCGUCCGGGAGGAGGAGAGCGAGUUCCUGGGAGAGAUCCUUAUCGAGCUGGAGACGGCCCUGCUGGACGACCAGCCCCACUGGUACAAGCUGCAGACGCACGACGUGUCCUCCAUGCCACUGCCCAACCCCUCGCCCUAUCUGCAGCGCAGGCCGGUGCAGGGAGAGAGCCCCACACGCAGGCUGCAGAGAUCUCAGAGAAUCAGUGACAGUGAGAUCUCUGAUUUUGACUGUGAGGACGGGAUCGGAGUAAUAUCAGAUUACAGGCACAACGGCAGGGAUCUGCAGAGCUCCACGCUGUCUGUACCCGAGCAGGUGAUGUCAUCCAACCACUGCUCCCGGUCGGCGGAGAUGAACCGGGUCCGGUCGCGUUCCCCCAGCGUACCCCCUCCACACAGCCGGAGUCUGGACCACGGAGCCCGUGGCGGCCCGCAGUACAACACCACGAGCCGGAUGGACCGCCAGCGCACGUCAGACGACCGGUACUCCCCCGACAGGGCGCACCCCCGCAGCGGAUCGGUCCAAACCAGCCCCACCAGUACUCCCAUGUCCAGUCGGAGAGGACGGCAACUACCACAGGUCCCUUCAAAGGGGACGCUGGACAGAAAAGAUGGAGACCAAGGAACAGAGCCUUACGAAGGUGCCAUGGAAGUGGAAGAGCGAACACGGCAAAUGAAGUUGAAGAUGAACAAGUACAAGCAGGGUGCUGGCUCUGACUCCAGGCUGGAGCAGGUCAGGAAACGGCGGUCGGGCAGGGAUCCACAGCGAGGCUCGGACAACCUCUCCACCAAGUCGUCGGACAGCGAUGUCAGCGACGUGUCCGCUGUGUCGAGGACCAGCAGUGCUUCUCGAUUCAGCAGCACGAGCUACAUGUCUGUCCAGUCCGAACGGCCGCGGGGGAACCGCAAAAUCAGGUACACAAAAAGUAAAAGUCAGUCGAGGGAGUGCGACGAGGAGGUUUUGCCCGAAGUGGCAGAGGAGGUGUGGGGGGUGGAGGAGGGUAGGGCCGAGGAGGGCGGGGCAGGGAGGGAAAUGAAAGGAGUGGAAAUGGAGGAGGAGGAGGCUGAGCUGGAAGAUGGGGAGCUGCAGAGAAGGUUCUCAGAGAACGAUGUCAGGCAGAUGGGUGCGUCCGGGAACAACAUGGCCAAGAGCUCCAGCAUCAGCGGAGACAUGUACACGCUGGAGAAGACGGACGGCAGCCAGUCGGACACGGCCGUGGGGACGGUGGAGACGGGGGACAAGAAGAGGCGCUCCAGCAUCGGUGCCAAAAUGGUGGCGAUCGUCGGCCUGUCCAGGAAAAGCCGGAGCACGUCUCAGCUCAGCCAAACAGGUAGGGGGGGUAAAAAGCUGCGCAGUACGGUGCAGAGGAGCACGGAGACGGGGCUCGCUGUGGAGAUGAGGAGCAGGAUGACACGGCAGGCCAGCCGGGAGUCCACCGACGGCAGCAUGAACAGCUACAGCUCGGAGGGAAACCUUAUCUUCCCCAGCGUGCGCCUCUCCUCUGACAGCCAGUUCAGCGACUUCCUGGACGGGUUAGGCCCCGCCCAACUCGUCGGUAGACAGACGCUGGCCACACCUCCAAUGGGUGACAUCCAGAUCGGAAUGGUGGACAAGAAGGGGUCUCUGGAGGUGGAGGUCAUCCGUGCGCGUGGUCUUGUGGGAAAGCCAGGUUCCAAGGCACUGCCAGCACCCUAUGUGAAAGUGUACCUGUUGGACAAUGGAGCCUGCGUAGCCAAAAAGAAAACUAAAGUAGCGAGAAAAACCCUGGACCCACUCUACCAGCAGCAGUUGUCAUUUGAGGAGAGUCCGACAGGAAAAGUGUUACAGAUCAUCGUCUGGGGAGACUAUGGACGCAUGGACCACAAAUCCUUUAUGGGAGCUGUUCAGAUACUGUUAGAUGAUCUUGACCUGUCCAACAUGGUGAUUGGCUGGUUCAAACUCUUCCCCCCUUCCUCACUGGUGGACCCAACCUUGGCACCUUUAACUAGAAGAGCUUCCCAAUCCUCAUUGGAUAGUUCCUUGGGACCUUGCGCUCGAUCGUAGCACUGCAAGGGGAACAAGUAGCGUUGUCGUAGCAACCAGCAUCAGAGUCAAACGGUCUCAACAAAGUCACGCCCCGGUUACACUGCAUGCUUGAUGUUGUGUCUUCUGAGCCGGUUACUAGGGGAGCGAGGUGUGGGUCUGUGCUGCCAGCCAGCGUCGCACACGGACACAGCCCCUGCGCGAGAGAGCCAGGCGCAGGGCCGCGGAAACAACGCGCUAACGCACCCGGAACUCAGCGGUAUUCGCUCCUCAUCCAACUCGAAGCCAUGGAGAAAAAAAAAAAGAAUAACCAAGAACCGAUCGACGAGUUCUACAGAAACCCUUUUAAAAAAAACAAAACAAAACAAAACAGAAAAGUCAUUGUUUUUUUGUUCGUUUUUUAAUUUUUUGUUUCGUUUUUCGUUCGUUGUUGAUAUUCCUGUUGUACCCGAUGGGGUGACCAUGUUUCUUACCAGAUGCUUGGUAACGCCAUGCCAACAAGCCCAGCUGUGAGCCACAGGGACUAUUAUGAGCAGAUGAGGGAGCGUCUGGGUCGGGAUGGGCCAACCGACACCCAGAUGAGCCUUCCCCUCCUGUACCCCUACAUAUGCAUUAUGUUCUCAGAGUUAAAGCUCAUCUCCAGAGACUAUUCAGAGUAAAAAAAAAAAAAAAGAAAUGGCAAUACAGAUGUGGCUAUCGUCCAGGAUCCAGUAUACAUUAGAACCCACACCAACUAAAUGAACUUUUGUGAUCUGAUAGAAUUAUUUCUCUGUUGAUACCUUCUGUGAAAUUGAAAAGAAAAAAAAACUAAGGAUUUUUUGCAUGGACACAAAUUUAGCUGAACUGAAAAAGUAUAUUUAAAAAAUUAUUUUCUUGAGGCUGCAACUUGCAACGAAAAGAAAAAUGACAGAUCAGCCAUUUUCAACGAUUUAUAUUAUUUUUAAAGAUAAAUUUCACUAAUGCAUGGUUUUCAAGGGGAGUGAAUGCAAGGGUGUGAUAAAAAAAGAAUAAACUAUGAUUUACCAUCUUUAGACCAUUCAUUCGCCUGUAUUUUUACAGAUGAUCAGAAAAGGGAAACUUUAAAAAAACUUGCAUAUAUUGAAGAGAACAGAUGUUUAUGUGACAAAGAGAGGAUAAAUUAAAUGUAAAGUAUUUAUUUCAUUGUAAAGGUGGAAGCCUUAUGAAGAUAAACAUUAUGUGCAAAUUGUACACUCUUCUCUCUCCUCCCUCCCAGAGUGAGUGUUGAACUAAUCAUUGCCAUUGUUGUCAGCCCCCCCUCCCCCUGCCGGAAUGUGUCCAGAUUUGUCAGGACUGUAGAUUAUGUUACAGCCCUGUAUUACACAAUAUUUCAUUGGGAUAUGAUUUACAAGCAUGCUGAAAGUUUUUGGUUUUGUUUAUUUUUUUUAUUUUUUAUUUUUAUUUUUAUUUUGCAACAUGGCUUGGACACAUUUCCAGUAACUCAGCAUGUUUUGAUAGAGAAUAUAUUUGGAAUUUUUGCAGUUUCUUGUACAGUGCAUGUAAACCAAGUUGCGUUUCUCCCUCCUUGAAUUGAAUUCUACAGAAAGUCAGUGGUGGGCUCCAAUACCCAGCCAUGCAAACAUUUGAUGAAACAUUCCACCUCCCAGAUUUAUGAUUUCUUUCUGAUUAACAAUUGAACUUAAAUAAAAGUUUUAUAUUUAAUGGAGGUUGACUAGAAAAAAAAAGAAUACUUAAGGUUGCAAGUAUAUUUUAUUUUAAUAUUGUUAUAAAGAAAAGUUUUAAAAAAUCCAAAAUGGAUUGCAUCAGUUGGUAUAGCAAGAUGAAAUAUACCAGGCCAAGCAACAGCAAAGGAUAGUUCUGUAACGGACUGGAUUUUGCUGUGAAGAUCAUUUUUACAGGCACUGUUUGUGAAACUUGGAAUGCAUCACAUGGUAUUUGGAAACCGCGAAUUGCCACACAACAUGGAUUUUUAAUCGUUUCCUGUUCAGAAAAUAAAAUAAAAUUUGAUUAGUUUAUUUAAAAGAAACACCAACCAUAAAAUAAGGAAACUGUAAUUUUAAUUUUAAUUUUCCUUUGUUUUUUUAUGAAUAUGAUUGCUUCUCAAAAUGGGGAGUAUAUGAAUUUAAAGGUAAUUAAAAUAUUUAAAUUAAAACUGUGAGACAUGAUUCCUCUUCCUUGGAGAAAAAGAAAAGGUUUAUCUUGUAGCGGUAUGCACUGCACUUUUUUUGCAACAAGUUCUAUAUUUAAUUUUGCAUUGUACAUACCAAGUGAUAGGAUUGAGGUGGUUUUAAUAUACAGAGCUUGUUGCUCAGGAAGAGGAGUCAUGCCUUGCGCGACAGACAGGUGUUAUUUACCCUUUUGAAUGCCUUUUCUUUUUUUUGGUGCAAUGUGUUCCUGCCAAGGCUAUGUCUUGGAACAGUAUGGUUGAGUACAGAGAUUUAUGUAAGUUAUUUUUCAAAUUAAAAAUAAAAAACUGGAUAUUACACAAA